CCUUAAAGUUCAAUUUGACAAAAUAUAAUAAUAUCUAUAACUAUUAAUAGGCUCUUUAAUAGGCCUACUUCAGUAUUCAAUAGUCAAUGAUAAUAUCUUUUUUUUAUAAUGUCUAUCUUUCUAAAAAAGAAAAGUUUUUUGCUUGAAAAUUGUCUUGAAUCUACUGGAAACGUAAUAUAUGGGCUCACUCGACAUUUCGCACAACAGGUUGUGCAUCCAUUCAAAAUUACGAGCAAAGCAAAUAUAGAAAGACACAAGGCUUUUGUUAAUAGGGUGAACAUAGAAAACCAACAUGAAGUGCUGGCAGACAUGAUCACACCAUGUUGGAAAAUGUCAUACGAAGAAGAGCUUGAUUACAAGCAAAAAAUGUGUGCAGAAACCCUUGAAUACUUGUUUUAUAAACUAUCCAGAAGAAAAGAAGAUGUUCAAGGUGUUAUGAAAAGAAUAGUUCCUUCUCCCUCUCGAGACUGUUAUCGCAACAAGAACGAGUUUAACAUCUGGAUGGGUGUAGAUGGGAACCCAAAAACUGUUGGAUAUUUUAUCGGCAUUCCAGCAGCGGGAAAGGUGGUAUCCGUGCCUGCAAAUAAUUUGAAAUGCAUUAAAGAGUCUCACACGGAAUUAGCAAAGAUUUAUCAAGAUCUGGUGAGUUCAUCUCCGCUGGCCGCAAGCUAUCAGUUGUUUGAUGGUGGUUUCUGGCGCAGUUUGAUAGUGAGAUCCAAUGACAAGGGGGACCACCAAGCGUUUAUAAUCACUCACCCUUCCACACUCACUCCAGAUCAAAUAACGGAACAGCAAGAGAUCAUGGCUGAGCAUUUCAAACGACACAGCCCCGAAACAUCCCUCUUUCAUCAAUCCUGCCCGCAUGUGAAAUGCCCCCGAGAGGUGGCAAAGAUUCAUAAUCUUCGAGGUGAGCCGUUUAUGUACGAGACCCUGGCAGGUCUACAGUUCCGAAUCUCCCCCGACUCGUUCUUCCAAAUCAACAAACCUGCGGCUGAGAUCAUGUACGACAUAGCGCUGGGAAUGGCUAAACCCAAACACUUCACCACACUACUGGAUCUCUACUGUGGAACUGGUGGUAUCAGUCUGCUAGCUAGUGGUCACGUGAGAGGCAGCGUAGGAGUGGAACAGGUCACUGCGGCUGUGGAAGACGCAAAACACAACGCUAACAUCAACAACAUCACCAACUGUACCUUUGUGGCAGGCAAAGUAGAGAUGAAACUGGCCAAGAUAUUGUCAGAGUUGGAAUAUUCUUCAGACAUUGUUGCCAUUGUAAAUCCUGGUCGAGCUGGUGCAAGCGAAGGCGUCAUCAGCAUGUUGAGGAAGAAUCAGCAAAUCAGACGAGUUGUUUAUAUUUCAUGCAGACCUGAUAAUCCUCUUACUAUGAAGAACUUUGUUCAGCUGUGUGAGGUUAUGGGCUCAACGUCUAGACCUUACAUUCUCAAAACAGCUGUUCCUGUUGAUCUCUUCCCUUACACCAACAGUUACGAGUUGGUGCUGUGUUUUGACAAAACAUAGUUGUCCAAAUCUGUAAAUUUUGUAAAUAAAUAAUUUUGUUACCAA
Molecule: messenger RNA, 1560 nt
Organism: Macrosteles quadrilineatus (aster leafhopper)
Lineage: Eukaryota; Metazoa; Arthropoda; Insecta; Hemiptera; Cicadellidae
Product: tRNA (uracil-5-)-methyltransferase homolog B-like
Exons: 8
Coding region: 109-1515 (468 amino acids)
Biological process (GO): RNA processing
Molecular function (GO): RNA methyltransferase activity
Source: RefSeq, a predicted model, not a curated record